UGUUACUUUAAUUUCCAAAAUCCAGAUUGAAGAAUCGAGACUGCGCCGUGUCUUUCGCAGACCUAUUCAUGCAGAACCUAGGCAUCCCAUUUAUUCAAGUCCAUAUGCCAAGAACAUCAGUAUCAGAGCUUUUGGUCCAAAGAAGCCCAGGUGGUUUAAAUUUCUAAACAGCACUCAACUUUUCCUGUUCAAAGAGAUUUUGAGUCAAGUCAUGGUCGCCCGACAAGGAUGGUUUAGUCUCGAAGAGUUUGUUGAUACUUUUAAAGAUUUCGAUCCAACCGUUACUCGCUCUGAAAUUGUGAAUACUUUUGACAGCAUGGAAAAGGAUGAGUUUGAAGAACUUGAUUUCGGGAAGUUUCUCUUUAUGCUGGCAUAUAGGGAUGAAGCAGCAACCACUCAAUCUGAAGACGUAGACGAAACUGUGUCUUCUAAAGUCGCCACACCUCGCCAAACUCUUAUUCUGUCUGCCAUCGCAAAUUAUGUCUUGAUUACCAGCGUGGAAGACAUCGCAAGAUUCUACACACAGACUACGAGGAGAAAAUCAACGGUGCUGCAUCACCAUUUGGAAGCUACUAGACUUGAUGCUCUUAGUGAAGCAGAAAUGGAAGAAAAGCAACUGAAAGCAUCUCUAAAUUUAAAACACUUAUUUGACCUAACUGGCUCGCCCUACGCUCAGCCUGUACCUUUUGUACCAAGAUUUAAACAAGGAAAACUUUAUAAAGAAUGGAAGAAAAGCAAAUAUCCAUUGCCUCUUAUUGAUCAUCAGCCGAAAUCUGUGAUUCCGAUUUCUGUUAAGAAGAAAUUAAAAGAACGUACAGAUCUUCAAUCUGAAAUUCAACAGAUAAUAAAUCAAAUGCAUCAAGGUAGGAUUCCACUGCCAAUAAUGAAGUUCCCUAAAGACAAAGUGAAGGAAAUGAGAAGAUCUUGCACAGUGGAAUUGAAAGAUUACAUCAUGAACAGAGCUCAUCAAGCUAAACAAGAUAUGAGAGCGCAACUUAAAAAGGCAGCCGUCCUACAUGCCAAAAGUGCUUUAGUAAAUAUUCUACUUCAUGGAUUUUCGACUGAAAAAGAAAAAGAUAAGUUUGUGGAUAUAUACCAGAGAUAUCUACCUCUGAACGAGGGCGACAUGAAAGACUUUUCUUUGUGGGUAAGGCCUAAAGGUUAUCAAGUAAAAAGAGAUAUAAGAAAAGUACAUCCUGAGAAGUAUGCGUUUGGAACGAAGAUCCGCUAAUCUUUCGUGAUACUGCAAAUCUGUAAAUGCUUGUACGAAUAUGUAAUAAAAAUUGUAUUCACGCUC
This is a messenger RNA of Parasteatoda tepidariorum (common house spider), 1297 nucleotides long. RefSeq lists its product as uncharacterized. The record is from RefSeq and is a predicted model, not a curated record. Lineage: Eukaryota; Metazoa; Arthropoda; Arachnida; Araneae; Theridiidae.